UUAGUUUCUUCAGUCUAAAAACUGUAUCAAAACCACAACUUGCAAUUUUGCAAUAUUAGAUAAAAACAGAUCAGAUGUUAAUUUACUCAACAGCCUGACAAACACACAAAAAAGAUUUUUUUUCGAAAAGGGAUGUGCACCUCAUUUCCUUCUUUUUGUUUUUGAUAUCAUUUUUGAAGAGUUACAAUUCCUUUUUUUUGAGCAAGGUUCACAAAAGUGUGAGGAGGGGCCACAGUCACAUAUCUACUCCUGCUAGCUUGCUAGUCUAGAUCGUAUGUGGAAAAUUCUGUGAUGUCAGACUUUCACGUCAUAAAUCUUUGGCACAAAGUGAGAUGUGCUCAGUUCGACCAUCUGACAGUGUAGCAAGAGGAGACAUGCCUUCCACAGACCUCAGACUGAAGAUGAUAAUACUGCUUUGGAUUACAGUGAUGCUUUUUAAUAAAAUUGCAGAUUCUGCACAGACAAAGGGCAUCAGUCAGCCAAACUCAGUGAUCUCUGCUGGUGUUGGUGAUAACGUGACUCUGCACUGCUUUCGACUGGGAGAGGAAAAUACUGAACCCAUCGUUUGGUACAAACAAAAAGUAGGACAUGAGCCUUGGGUAAUGGUCACAGUUCAACAAGAACCCAAAUAUGAAAAUGAAUUCAAGCCACCAAAAUUCAACAUUGAGAAAGAAAAAGAAAAAGGGAGCUUCCAUUUGAAAAUUGCCAACGUCGAACCAUCGGAUGAAGCCACGUAUUACUGUGGACUUAGAGAUUUUCUAACAAGGUUUGGAAAUGGAACAUUUUUAGCAGUUACCGGUGAUGGAGAUGUAAAAGUGUCAGUGUUGCAGAGCAGCGUGUUGGACUCGGUUCCUGCAGGAGCAUCAGUGACUCUGCAGUGCUCGGUUCUCUCUGAGAGCAGAGCAGCAGAUCUCCAAGUGCUCUGGUUCAGAGCUGCUCCAUCACAAUCCCAUCCUCAAAUCAUUUACACUCAUCACAACAGCAGCCAUCAGUGUGAGAGCGGCUCUUCUACACACACCUGUGUGUACAACUUCUCCAAGAACAUCCUCAGCCUCAAUGAUACUGGCACUUACUACUGCGCUGUGACCGUGUGUGGGAAGAUCAUUUUUGGGAACGGGACACAAGUACAGUUGGAGAGAUCUGUGGAUUCUGUAGUGAUCUGCCUCGCUGUAGCUUUGGGACUCUGUGUGGUUGUGAUCUUUGCUUUGAUCUUUGUCCUAAGUAAAAGGAGAAACUCUGAACAAUGCAAGGUGAGACUCAAACAAGGUUCUGUGAGAGACAAGACCCUCAAUCAGGACUGUGACAAUGUGGAGCUGAAUUACGCCGCCUUACAUUUCAAUGAGAGGAGAGCCAAAAGAGGAAAAGUAAAGAAACAACAACCUCAAGAUAUUAUAUAUUCUGAUGUGCGAGGUCCUUCUGUAACUUAGAUUUGAUCUCUAAUAUGAUUCAGUGUCAUUAGUUCUGUUAUCAGGUUUACUGUAUAUAUGUUUUGUUAAUGAUUGUUCAGACUGAAUUCAAACUGAAAGCUGAAUGACGUAGAAGUCUCAAAAUCACUGAAACAUUGGAGCACUGGUUCUGCCAAGGAGUGAAGUGAGAAAGCAGUUUAACACAUUGUUAAGGGUGUGGAAAAAAUAAAAAAGCAUAAAACUG
This is a messenger RNA of Pangasianodon hypophthalmus (striped catfish), 1650 nucleotides long. RefSeq lists its product as uncharacterized. The record is from RefSeq and is a predicted model, not a curated record. NCBI's taxonomy places the organism in Eukaryota, Metazoa, Chordata, Actinopteri, Siluriformes, Pangasiidae. The coding region runs from base 333 to 1427 and encodes 364 amino acids. Gene Ontology annotation, biological process: response to bacterium. The transcript is spliced from 6 exons.